This is a messenger RNA of Vicugna pacos (alpaca), 2856 nucleotides long. It is a transcript of the gene PICK1, whose product is annotated as protein interacting with PRKCA 1. Gene Ontology annotation, biological process: intracellular protein transport; positive regulation of receptor internalization; dendritic spine maintenance. The record is from RefSeq and is a predicted model, not a curated record. Gene Ontology annotation, cellular component: postsynaptic density; neuron projection; synaptic vesicle. NCBI's taxonomy places the organism in Eukaryota, Metazoa, Chordata, Mammalia, Artiodactyla, Camelidae. Gene Ontology annotation, molecular function: protein kinase C binding; protein domain specific binding; phospholipid binding.
GGCAAGGGGCGGGGUUGAGCGUCGUCGGCCUGUCCAGGCCUUUACUCUGUUUCCGCUUUUUCAUGAUAACGGGGAGCUUCCGUCAAUACUUGUUCUCUUUCCUAGUUCUGGGAGCCCCGGGAGUCAGGGAGGGAAAGGCCGCUUGCAGGGAUCGGGGCAAAUACCCAGGGCGGGGAGGCGGGACUUCCGCGUCCCUCCGGAAGUGACGCGAUAGUCGCGGCCGCCGACAGGUGGACCGGCAGGUGGGUUCAGGUGCCAGCCUGGCCCAGACCGGCUGUGGGAUCGACGCUUCCGGUGAGCGACAGAGGCAGCUCCCAAGGGCCUGGAGACCCGUGGGUGCGGGCUCUCGAAUCUGAGCUCCUCGCCCUAGCCUGGAUCCCCCACUGUACCUAUUCCCCAUACCCCUGCCGAGCUGGGCAGUUAGCCAGCCCACCGAAACUCUCGGAACCAUGUUUGCAGACUUGGAUUAUGACAUCGAAGAAGAUAAACUUGGAAUCCCUACUGUGCCUGGGAAGGUGACCCUGCAGAAGGAUGCCCAGAACCUGAUUGGGAUCAGCAUUGGAGGAGGAGCCCAGUACUGUCCCUGCCUGUACAUCGUCCAGGUGUUUGACAACACCCCAGCAGCGCUGGACGGCACCGUAGCAGCCGGCGAUGAGAUCACUGGUGUCAAUGGCAGAUCAAUCAAAGGAAAAACUAAGGUGGAGGUGGCCAAGAUGAUUCAGGAGGUGAAGGGGGAGGUGACGAUCCACUACAACAAGCUGCAGGCAGAUCCCAAGCAGGGCAUGUCCCUGGACAUUGUGUUGAAGAAGGUGAAGCACCGGCUGGUAGAGAACAUGAGUUCGGGGACCGCAGAUGCUCUGGGCCUGAGCCGGGCCAUCCUGUGCAAUGAUGGGCUUGUCAAGAGGCUUGAGGAGCUGGAGCAGACCGCCGAGCUGUAUAAAGGGAUGACAGAACACACCAAGAAUCUCCUACGGGCCUUUUAUGAGCUGUCUCAGACGCACCGGGCCUUUGGGGACGUGUUCUCCGUGAUCGGGGUGCGGGAGCCCCAGCCAGCUGCGAGUGAGGCUUUCGUGAAGUUUGCCGACGCCCACCGCAGCAUCGAGAAGUUUGGCGUCCGGCUGCUGAAAACCAUCAAGCCGAUGCUGACAGACCUGAACACGUACCUCAACAAAGCCAUCCCAGACACUCGCCUCACCAUCAAGAAGUACCUGGACGUGAAGUUUGAGUACCUGUCAUACUGCCUGAAGGUGAAGGAGAUGGACGACGAGGAAUACAGCUGCAUUGCCCUAGGGGAGCCCCUGUACCGCGUGAGCACAGGCAACUACGAGUACCGCCUGAUCCUGCGCUGCCGCCAGGAGGCCCGCGCCCGCUUCUCCCAGAUGCGCAAGGAUGUGCUGGAGAAGAUGGAGCUGCUGGAUCAGAAGCACGUCCAGGACAUCGUGUUCCAGCUGCAGCGCUUCGUGUCCACCAUGUCCAAGUACUACAACGACUGCUACGCAGUGCUGCGUGACGCCGACGUCUUCCCCAUCGAGGUGGACCUGGCCCACACCACGCUGGCCUACGGUCUCGGCCAGGACGAGUUCACUGACGGCGAGGACGAGGAGGAAGAUGACGAUGAGGACACGGCAGCCAGGGAGGCGUCCAGGGAUGCGCGAGGGGCUGCUGGGCCCCUGCACAAGGGUGGAAGCUGGUGUGACUCCUGAGUGCCCCCUUAGGGUGCAGCUCUUGGGGGUAGGGUGAGUGGGAGGAUGGCAGCAUGGGAACGGGGGUGGGGCCGCUGCACAACAGGGUGGCGCAUAAAGGCCUGCUGGCUUGGGGCGCCUGCCUCCCUGCUCCUCUGUCCUAGCACAGCGAACCCGGGCUCCUGCCCAGGAAAGGCACUGGGGCCAUGGCCUGGGACCUGGACACUGGCCCCCUCCACCUCCCCUUCCCACCUCCCCAGCCAGUUGGAGAGCUUGGUCUUUGGACCUGCCUUAGGAAGGAGAGAGGGCAGAAAGAAAGAGGGGUUGGAAGUGGCAGGAAGUCCAGGGCCCAUUCCUCGUGGGCACCUCCACUGGCCCCGGGAGUGGGGGCCGCAGGUGGACAGCCGAGGUUGGGGCCAAUGUUUCGUGUACACCCUCACCUCACCCUAGGCUGGCCCCAGUCCAGUCCACACUCACCUUGGCGGCCUUUAUUUAUUUUAUUCCACAGCUCAGCACUUCCCUGGGGAAGGGCUGGGCGCUGGGGCCUGUAUUGAAUAAACACACACCCACAUGGAGCCUGGCUCUUUGCAGUGGCCUCAGACCCUCUCUCCCCUUGACACCCCCUUUUCUGCCACCCUGAUCACAAGGGAGGGGGCAACAAGGUUUCCCAAUGUUCCUUUUAUAGCACUGACUCCUUAGAGCAGCCCUGUGGGUUAGCACUAUUGUCCGCAUUUACAGAUGGGACACUGAGGCUCAGAGAAGAGUCUUGCUCAAGGUCACAUGGUGUACAGGGGCAGAGCGGGAUGUGGACGCAGAUCCGUCAUUUUCCCUGCCUCCCAGGCUUCCUGCUCUGUGGGGCCAUUUAUGUUCUCCCUCAUCUUUGAUCCUUCAGUGCUUCUGGCCACAGAUUAAACCUUUAUUUGGUGAAGAGCAGGACAGAGACUGGGUCAGAAGGACCCGAGGCCCCAGACUGGCAAGAGAGUAUCCAGGGUGCCCCAGGCCUGUCCUGCCAGGGCCGUGGGGAGGAGCCCAGCAGACGGAGCCUCGCUCGUAUUCUGUGUCUUUGCAAAGUGGUAGAAGUAGGGCGGCUGUGUGUCCAGCUUCACCUGCACAGUCCCAGUCCACUCCUGUGGUCCUAGUGUAAUUAUUAAUGGUGGCUGUUUUCACUCUCAAA